UUAUUAAAUUUAAGACUGGUCCUGGCUAUAUCAAUAGAAACAGAUAUAAUAUUUUUAUUUGUAUAAGGCAAUGGAGAGAGGUGUUUUACAGUACAUGCAUAGAAAUAUUAUGUCACAUGUGUUUUCUGUGAUAAUCAGAUGGUUUGAUAUAAGUAAAUGCCUUUCUAGGUACUCAUAUUAUGAUUUAGUAGAGGCAGAGCAGUACAUCCAAGGGAAUCCCUUUGCAGGCAAACCUUCAAUCACUUUAUACUACUUUACUAAGACACUAUUAUUAUUAAACAUAAGCAAGGCGUACUCGGUGCAUACGUUUAUGUAUGGUAUAACAGGAGUGUGUGAUUUUACUGCAGGAUAUUUACUGGACUGUCCCGUAUACUUUUUAGUCACUUCUUUACUGCCGAAUGAGAUAUAUUCUAUUAUUUGUCUGCUUAUAGUGGUAUGCUAUAAAAAAAAGGCACUGGCAAAGUAUGUGGGCCCAGUUCUUGCUUUACUAUGUGCUGAAGGUUCUUAUGACAGGUGUGCACCGGGGAUUAAUGCGUACUGGUACAUAAAUAUGCAGAUGUUUAAAGAGUAUCAAGGACUAUUCCAGGAUAUGUUUAGGGCCUCGCAUUAUUUCCUUCUAUCUCUUACACUGUUUAGUCGAUUAAUAAGUACUAAGCUGUACCUUAUAAUGGUGUUUAAGGAUCUAGGCUACCGGGGAUAUGCUGUUCUAUGGUGUAUACUCAGCCUAGAGAAGUUUUCUAAUGAUAGGGUAUUCAAUUUAUGCCUGGGAUUGUGUAGUAUUGGUGUAUUUAUAGAGUAUCUUGUGUGGUAUAUGCUUAUAUACUGUGGUGUAGGGAACAUGAACUUUUUAUGCUGGAGUAAUGUGAUAACAAUUAUUUCAACGGGAAUAGCUACAGUCCUGCAUGAAAGCAAUGUACAAAAAGAAAAGAGAAGAAAAAGAUAAUUUACUAGGAAUGAUUUGAUUAGUCUAACAAGGGAACACCCAUAAUAGACCAGAAUGCAACUGAAGCUCUAUUUAAAUCGUCGCCUAGUGCGUCUUCCUUUAAUAUAGUCACAGAAAAAGGAAGGGCCGGUGCGGAUGGGGCAUUGCCCUGUGCUAGAAAGAAUACAGGAAUAUAACUCAUGCGUGUGGUAAGUGCGGCUGGCCAGUCAUUAAAUUGCCAUGCAGAGCCGUCCAAGAACACAGCCGAAAUUCUAUCGAAUGACUCUGCAUCCUCUGGGUCAUUUAUCAGCUUGAAUUUAUAAUUGCCAUAUGUUACAAUGUCUUCAUUAUUUUUAAUGUGCUCUGUGAAUAAAGUGGAUCUUAUUAAAGAGUCAUCUCGUGGGAGUAAAAUAUACUGCAUGCCAGAAGGCUGCACAGCCUUUAACUCCUCAUAUGACUCAAGUAAGUGUGUUAUUAAGACAGGAUGCCUCCUGGGCCUUCUCAUAACAGAUACUUUUGUAAGAGGGAGAGGUGCCAGAAGAUCAGAAAGAAUCCUUUCUCUGUCCAAGUAUGAGACAGGUUCAAUAUUAGAAGACCUGCAUGAUGCAAUGUACUCACCGUGAUCAAGAGUCCUUGUUACGUGAAGAUAGCAUAUAGAAGCAAGGGAAUAUGGCAGGUCCCGUGAGUUUGUGUAAGUGCUUUUUGUGGUGACAGGGAAGGUAUUCUCUCCAAUGGUAAUUUUAUCUGAGUCCAGCUUAAUCACUGCAUUUUUAGAUAUUUGUUUUCUAAGUAUGAGUGUGGGAUCCUCUGCCAUAUUUUAAAAAAACAAAAAGAAAAUAAAAAUCUAAAAAG
Molecule: messenger RNA, 1774 nt
Organism: Nematocida parisii ERTm1
Lineage: Eukaryota; Fungi; Microsporidia
Exons: 1
Coding region: 71-943 (290 amino acids)
Source: RefSeq, a predicted model, not a curated record